Prunus avium (sweet cherry) is the source of this 2391-nucleotide messenger RNA. It is a transcript of the gene CRK, whose product is annotated as CDPK-related kinase. Gene Ontology annotation, biological process: protein phosphorylation. Gene Ontology annotation, molecular function: calcium ion binding; ATP binding; protein kinase activity. NCBI's taxonomy places the organism in Eukaryota, Viridiplantae, Streptophyta, Magnoliopsida, Rosales, Rosaceae. The record is from RefSeq and is a predicted model, not a curated record.
AAUAAAUAAAUUAAGCGAACGCAUCGUCGUUACCCUUUUUAUCGCUUCAUAUUUGGAUCCCCCUAUCCACCUCUCUUCUUACCACCAGUCUUAAUUCCCGGAGACAAACAAAGCCCAAUUCCCAGGAGUUCAAAUUUAAAUCCGCAGCUAGAAAAAAAAAAAAAGGAAAAGAAUUGGAUUUUUAAAUUCUUGAGAAUUUGAAAAAAUCUCUGGGUUUCGAAAAUUUUGAGAUAAACACCAUGCUCUGACCCCGGAAUUGGGAAAUAAAAUCCCCAGACUGGGUCUGUUUGGGGAGGAUUGAUCGAUUUCCCAAAUGGGUAUUUGCACCUCCAAACCCUCCCCAAACUCUCACACUUCAUCUCCCAAAUCCGAUUCUCCACAGACCAAGGAAAGCUCUGUUAAGCAACCGGACGCCCCCGCCAAUGGCGAAAACCCUAGAGAUGACAAGGCUGAAGCGGAGAACGUCAAGAAGUCGCCGUUUUUCCCGUUCUACAGUCCGAGCCCGGCUCAUUACUUCUUCUCCAAGAAGUCUCCGGCGAGAUCUCCGGCGAAUGUGAGCUCCAACUCGACGCCUAAGCGGUUCUUCAGGCGGCCGUUCCCACCGCCGUCGCCGGCGAAGCAUAUAAGGGCGGUUCUGGCGAGGAGGCAUGGGUCCGUGAAGCCGAAUGAGGCGGCGAUACCGGAGGGGAGCGAGGCUGAGGCUGCGACGGGGCUUGAUAAGAGCUUUGGGUUCUCCAAGCAUUUUGGGAACAAGUAUGAGCUUGGUGAAGAGGUUGGGAGAGGGCAUUUUGGGUACACUUGCAAAGCUACGUUUAAGAAGGGCGAGCUCAAGGGCCAACAGGCCGCUGUCAAAGUCAUCCCCAAAUCCAAGAUGACUACUGCUAUUGCCAUUGAGGAUGUGAGAAGGGAGGUGAAGAUAUUGAAAGCUUUGACCGGACAUAACAAUCUAGUAAAAUUCCAUGAUGCUUUUGAAGACCAUGAUAAUGUCUACAUAGUAAUGGAAUUAUGUGAAGGAGGGGAGCUCUUAGAUAGGAUACUUGCAAGGGGUGGGAAAUACACGGAGGAUGAUGCAAGGACCGUCAUGAUACAAAUAUUAAAUGUUGUUGCGUUUUGCCACCUUCAAGGCGUGGUGCAUCGGGAUCUUAAACCUGAGAAUUUUCUGUUUUCAUCAAAGGAUGAGGAUUCACAGUUGAAGGCUAUCGACUUUGGCUUGUCAGAUUUUGUCAAACCAGAUGAAAGGCUUAAUGACAUUGUUGGUAGUGCGUACUACGUAGCCCCUGAAGUUCUACAUAGAUCUUAUGCUACUGAGGCUGACGUCUGGAGCGUAGGUGUGAUUGCAUACAUUCUUUUGUGUGGCAGCCGUCCAUUUUGGGCUCGAACUGAGUCCGGCAUCUUUCGGGCUGUUCUAAAAGCUGAUCCAAGUUUUGAUGAACCACCUUGGCCAUCUCUGUCUGUGGAGGCAAGAGAUUUUGUCAAGCGCCUAUUAAAUAAAGAUCCACGGAAAAGAAUGACUGCUGCUCAAGCCCUAAGUCAUCCCUGGCUUAAAAACUCUAAUGAGGUUAAAGUUCCUCUGGAUAUAUUAAUAUUCAAACUCAUGAAGGUUUAUAUGCGUUCAUCAGCUCUCCGAAAAGCUGCUUUAAGGUCACUUUCCAAAACAUUGACUGUGGACGAGCUUUCUUAUUUGAAGGAGCAGUUUGCACUAUUGGAACCAAAUAAAAAUGGCACAAUAAGCUUAGAAAAUAUUAAAGCGGCGUUGAUGAAAAAUGCUACUGAUGCAAUGAAGGAGGCACGAAUUGCUGAUUUUCUAGCAUCGCUUAAUGCAUUGCAAUACAGAAGGAUGGAUUUUGAGGAAUUUUGUACAGCUACACUAAGUGUCCACCAACUUGAGGCACUUGAUAGAUGGGAGCAACAUGCUCGUUGUGCCUAUGAGCUGUUUGAGAAGGAUGGCAACAGGGCUAUUGUUAUUGAGGAACUGGCAUCGGAACUUGGCCUCAGCCCUUCCGUCCCAGUUCAUGCAGUGCUUCACGAUUGGAUUAGGCACACUGAUGGAAAGCUCAGUUUCCUUGGAUUUGUCAAAUUGUUGCAUGGGGUUUCUAGCCGAACUGUACCAAAAGCUCAAUGAAAGGUUUGAUAAGAUCCAAGAAGUAUAGGCUGCCCACAUAAAACCAUGGCUUAAGAGCUGGUUGAGAAUUUCCUGAACCCAAUAUGACCAAUAUGAAUCAUUUGAUUAAGCUCAGGCUUGUAAACACUUGGGACUGGAGUAACAACCCGGUAUGUGCUAGAGCGGAAGCUCAGUCGUGUUUUUUUCCACUGUAAAUCUGUAGUUUUAGUAUAGCGUGUUUAGUUGCAGAUUAGAAUUAGCCCUCAACUGGUUUACUAGACGAUUACACU